UAUAUAGACAAGUAGGGUGAGAACCACAGAAAAGUUUUACAAAACAGAAAGCAGCAUUUGGCUCCGUGUGCUUCCUAUUGCUGAUAGUCUCCAGUUUCUUCAUUCUAAAGAAAUCAUGUCUGACAGUAAAAUCCCGCACUAUGAUUGCGGCACAUUACUGUUUAACAUUACCACCUCCACGCUCAGCAAAGCGCAGAAGCGAUGGCGUCUCGCUUACUGGACUAUCUAUUCUUUCCGGGCUAUGCUUUCUCUAAUACCCAAAAUUCAAAAUGAUUUGGAGAUAUUGCAGAAUCCUCGUUACAUUUCUCUUGAUAUGCAGCCUAGCAGUUCCCACGAUGAGGUUAAGGAAGUUGUGUCCUACUCCAUUGACCCCAAUGUUGAUGACAAGAAGCUGACGGAGAUGGUGAAGAAUAAAGAUUUGCUUUCUCUUCGCCUUCUUGGAGGAGUUGAAGGUGUGGCCACGGCUCUUGGGACAAAUCCCGAAAAGGGAAUCAACGGUGACAAUGAAGAUAUUAGUAAGAGGUCUCAACUUUUUGGCAGUAAUACUUAUCAUAAGCCACCUCCAAAAGGCUUUAUAUAUUUUGUUAUGGAUGCUUUUAAAGAUACCACCAUUCUUAUCCUUCUGGUGUGUGCUGCUCUGGCUCUUGGUUUCGGCAUUAAAGAGCACGGGGUGGAAGAAGGUUGGUAUGAAGGUGGAAGUAUAUUUGUAGCUGUGUUUCUGGUUGUUGUUGUAUCAGCUCUCAGCAACUACAGACAAGAAACUCAAUUUGAUAAGCUAUCAAAAAUAAGUAAAAAUAUCAAAGUUGAAGUUGUUAGAGACGCUCGCCGUCAACAAAUCUCCAUAUUUGAGCUUGUGGUUGGAGAUGUUGUGUUCCUGAAGAUUGGUGAUCAGAUUCCUGCAGAUGGCUUGUUCUUGGAUGGAUAUUCUUUGCAAGUAGACGAGUCGAGUAUGACAGGGGAGAGUGAUCAUGUUGAAGUUGAUUCCGAACAUAAUCCUUUCUUGUUCUCCGGAUCAAAAGUAGCAGAUGGAUGUGCUCAAAUGCUGGUCGUGUCUGUCGGGAUGAACACGCAAUGGGGUGAAAUGAUGAGCUCAAUAUCCGGUGAUUCAAAUGAAAGAACUCCAUUACAAGCUCGGCUUGACAAGCUAACCUCCUCAAUUGGAAAGGUAGGCCUCACAGUCGCUUUCCUAGUUCUUGUAGUUCUAUUAGCUCGUUAUUUCACUGGGAAUACAAAAGAUGAUAAUGGGAAUAAAGAGUAUACUGGCAGUAGUACAGAUUUAGAUGAUGUUUUCAAUUCAGUUGUACGUAUUGUUGCGGUUGCAGUCACCAUUGUUGUUGUGGCAAUCCCAGAAGGCCUACCGUUGGCUGUAACUCUCACACUUGCUUAUUCAAUGAAGAGAAUGAUGGCGGAUCAGGCAAUGGUAAGAAAACUUUCGGCUUGCGAAACAAUGGGCUCAGCCACUGUUAUUUGUACUGACAAAACAGGCACACUGACAUUAAAUCAGAUGAAAGUUACAAAAUUUUGGCUUGGCCAAGAACCCAUUGAAGAAGAAUCUUAUAAUGUAGUUGCUUCAAAUGUUCGCGAACUAUUUUACCAAGCAGUUGGUUUGAACACAACCGGUAGUGUUUCCAAACCUGUUUCAGGAUCCGUACCUGAAUUUUCUGGUAGUCCAACCGAGAAAGCGAUUCUUUCAUGGGCUGUUCAGGAAUUGGGUAUGGACAUGGAAAAGGUGAAGCAAAGAUACACCAUUCUCCAGUUUGAAACCUUCAACUCUACGAAGAAACGAAGCGGGGUUUCAAUUAAGAAAAAAGCUGAUAACACAAUUCAUGUACACUGGAAAGGAGCUGCUGAGAUGAUCCUAGCUAUGUGUUCACAUUAUUAUGAGAGCAAUGGGAUCAUAAAGACUAUGGAUGAAGAUGAGAGGAGCAAAAUGGAAAAUAUAAUCCAUGGAAUGGCAGCAAGUAGCCUGAGAUGCAUUGCCUUUGCUCACAAACAAAUUUCAGAAGAAGAAUUGGAGUACAAUGAAGACGGGAAGAUCCAUCAAAAGCUGAAAGAAGAUGGCUUGACCUUCCUGGGAAUCAUUGGUCUCAAGGAUCCAUGUCGACCAGGGGUCAAGAAAGCCGUGAAUAUUUGCAAAUCAGCUGGAGUUGACAUCAAAAUGAUCACUGGGGAUAAUGUCUUCACAGCAAAAGCUAUAGCCACGGAAUGCGGAAUUCUAAAUUUGAAUCACCAAGUGGAAAGUGGAGAGGUGGUAGAAGGCAUAGAAUUUCGAAACUACACAAAUGAAGAGAGAAUGGAGAAGGUCGAAAAGAUACGAGUAAUGGCAAGGUCUUCUCCGUUUGACAAACUUUUAAUGGUACAAUGCUUGAAACAGAAUGGUCAUGUAGUUGCAGUCACUGGAGAUGGCACGAACGACGCCCCUGCACUAAAAGAAGCUGAUAUAGGACUUUCUAUGGGCAUUCAAGGCACUGAGGUGGCGAAAGAAAGCUCAGAUAUCGUCAUAUUAGAUGAUGACUUCAUUUCUGUGGCCACCGUUCUAAGGUGGGGACGAUGUGUUUAUAACAACAUCCAAAAAUUCAUCCAAUUCCAACUGACUGUCAAUGUUGCAGCACUAGUGAUUAAUUUCAUUGCAGCUGUUUCUGCUGGUGAAGUUCCUCUAACUGCAGUACAAUUGCUGUGGGUGAACCUCAUCAUGGACACACUAGGAGCUCUGGCGCUGGCUACCGACAGGCCAACUGAUGAACUAAUGAAGAAGUCCCCCGUGGGUCGUACUGAGCCCCUUAUAACAAACAUUAUGUGGAGGAAUCUUCUAUUUCAAUCCUUAUACCAGAUAGCAAUCCUAUUGACUUUACAGUUUAAGGGCGAGUCCAUCUUCAAUGUGAUUGCUGAAGUAAAUGAUACACUGAUUUUCAACACCUUUGUUCUUUGCCAAGUUUUCAAUGAGUUCAAUGCAAGGAAGUUGGAGAAACAGAAUGUAUUUGAAGGCAUUCACAAGAACCGAUUGUUCCUCGGAAUCGUGGGAAUAACUAUAGUUCUUCAGGUUGUGAUGGUUGAGUUCCUGAAGAAGUUUGCUGAUACAGAGAGGUUGACUUGGAAGCAAUGGUUAAUUUGUAUUGCAAUAGCAGCCGCCACAUGGCCAAUUGGUUGGGUUGUGAAGUUGAUACCAGUUACAGAGAAACCAUUCUUCAGUUAUCUCAACAAGUCAAAACUGGUUUUCAUAUGGUUAAAGAAGACUCUCUACCACAAAAAGAAGGCAUCUUCCUCCAUGCUUGCAAUGGCAUGAAAGAUAUGGCAAUAUUUUAUUCAACCACAAUUUUGUGCUCUGCAUUACUUAACGGAUGUCAAACAAUCUUGGGCGUUUGGGCUUGAAGAAAGCAUAUUGAAUAAUUAGAGGCAUAGUAGAGUGAACUAUUCUUUCCCAAAUCCGAUUGUGGAUUGGAUAUUAUCUUCUAAAAUCGCAUACUGUUGUUAACUGUUUGGAAUUAGCGUUGUUUUAUGUAAAUCCUCUUUAUAUAAAAGAAGUGCUACGUUGUUUGACUGCUGUGGAUUUGGUGGUCUGGCUCAUGGUUAGGUUACACCCACCUCACCAUGGAUACUUCCUAGUAAAUUUUGGAUUGCCUUAAUUGAAUUUUGUUGUUUGAUAUGUUUUCUCAAUGUUAUAUAGAAAAGUUUCUCAAA
Pistacia vera is the source of this 3678-nucleotide messenger RNA. RefSeq names its product calcium-transporting ATPase 12, plasma membrane-type-like. The record is from RefSeq and is a predicted model, not a curated record. Gene Ontology annotation, molecular function: ATP hydrolysis activity; ATP binding; P-type calcium transporter activity. NCBI's taxonomy places the organism in Eukaryota, Viridiplantae, Streptophyta, Magnoliopsida, Sapindales, Anacardiaceae. Bases 116 to 3283 code for a protein of 1055 amino acids. The transcript has 2 exons. Gene Ontology annotation, cellular component: intracellular membrane-bounded organelle; membrane. Gene Ontology annotation, biological process: calcium ion transmembrane transport.